AUGGUCGCAUCUUCUUUACAAGAUCGGCGAUUGACUUGCAUAUCUUAUGCAGAACUCCAAGCAUCAACAAAUGGUUUCUCUGGGAAUAAUUUGAUCGGUUCAGGUAGUUUUGGUUCUGUAUACAAAGGAGUUCUUUCUAGCAAUGGAGCAAUUGUUGCAAUUAAAGUGUUAAAUGUUCAACAACGAGGAGCUUCCAAGAGUUUUAUUGAUGAAUGCAAUGCUUUGAGAAGUUUGAGCCAUCUUCUCCUCAAUGAAAAUAUGGUUGCCCAUGUUGGUGACUUUGGAUUAGCGAAGUUCGUCUUUGAAGAAUCAGAUAAUCCCUCAAAAAAUCAAACCAUGUCAAACUACUUGUCAGUUGCGCAAAAGGGUUCCAUUGGGUACAUUCCUCCAGAGAUGUGCAUUGGGAAAAAACCUACUGAUGACAUAUUCAAAGAUGGCUUGAGCAUUCACAAGUUUACUACAAUGGCUUUGCCAGAACGUGUCAUGGAUAUAGUGGACUCAUCAAUGCCCUUUGGAGAGGAUGGAGAAGAUGAUGAGACAAAUAACAAUGACAUAGAAGAAAGCGCAAUAAUCAAAAAAGUUGAUCGUCAUUUCAAUGCUAGAAGCAGAGUGGAGGAUUGCUUGAUCUCAGUGUUGCAGAUUGGACUCUUGUGCUCUGCAACAUCACCUCAUGAGCGGUUGCCCACAAAUGAAGUCGUCAACAAACUAAGGGCAAUUAGAGACACAUGUGUAUUCUUGGUUGGCUUUGUUGAAGCUGGAACAAGGAGAGCAAUGGAGCAGACAUCUGGUAGGAGACAUUCAAUGGCUUUAUCUAGUUCAGGGUUGAAACUCUAUUUCUUUCCUGGAGAAAUGCACAUUUAUACUGGCAUUUCGGAUGCUAUAGGAAGUCCUUAUUUAGCUGUUGUCAACUUAAAAAGUGUCAUCUAUACCCCCAUAAACAGGCACUAUAUCCUCAAAGAUGGUGUAGUAAAGCUUUCAGAAAAAUGUCAAGGUAUUUCUACUUGUCAAGCUCGGCCUGGCCUGGGAACAAGAGCACCAGUGGCCCUGCUUGGGCUUGAAUACCAGGCCUUAUUGAGAAACGGCAAAGGCAUAAAAAUCAACCUAGGAAACAACAACUUCUAUGGUGAAAUUCCUCAAGAAGUGGGAAGACUAUGGCACCUGCAGAAUCUUAGCUUGCGUUACAAUUCCUUUGGCGUGAACCUUCCAAGUAAUCUAAGUCAUUGUACACAACUUAGAGUGCUUGAUGUUGUUUACAACAAACUAAUUGGGCAGAUUCCAGAGCAGUUUAGCUCAUUGUCAAAUUUGGUUUACCUGGUACUUGAUGUGAACAACCUUACAGGAAGUAUCCCAGCGUGGAUAGGAAACAUUUCUUCAUUGUCUACUCUUUCCCUUGCCCUAAACAAUCUACAAGGGAGCAUACCUAGUGAGCUUGGUCGUCUAUUGAGCUUGGGAUUUUUUCAACUUGGUGGGAAUAAUCUAUCUGGUACUAUCACUCACCUUAUUUAUAAUAUAUCUUUCAUUUACUAUUUCGUUGUUGCUCAAAACCAGCUGCAUAGAAGCCUUCCACCAGAUGUUGGCCUUACUCUUCCUAACCUUGAAACAUUUUUUGGCAGUAUUAAUAGUUUCAUAGGACCUAUUCCCUCGUCAUUGUCAAAUGCGUCCAGGCUUUGGCAGCUUGACUUUUCUCAAAAUGGUCUCACUGGGUCGAUGUCUCAAAAUCUAGCAAGAUUGAGCGGCUUGGUUAGACUUAAUUUCAAUCAUAAUAGACUUGGAAAUGGGAAAGUUGGCGACCUGAAUUUUCUCGAUUAUUUAGCUAACUGCACUAGUUUGGAGAUCUUGGGUCUUAGUCAUAAUCAAUUUGGUGGAGUACUGCCCAACUCUAUAGCCAACCUUUCCUCCCAGUUGAGUUGGCUUUGUAUACGUCAAAAUAUGAUACAUGGAGGAAUCCCCAUUGGGAUUUGGAACCUUGUUAACUUGACCAAUAUGGAAUUAGAAUAUAACUAUUUGAGUGGUCACCUCCCGGAUACUGUUGGGAAGCUAUCAAAGUUACAAUUACUAUAUUUGAACAAUAGCCAAUUUUCAGGGCCAAUCCCUUCCACCUUAGGUAACUUAACUAAAUUGAUAAAGCUUUUUAUGGAGAAUAAUAGAUUUGGGGGAAGUAUACCCACAAGUUUAGGAAACUGUCAAGAUUUGCUUCAACUACACCUUUAUAGUAACAAUCUCAACGGUACCAUACCAAAACAGGUUAUUGGUCUUUCUUCCCUUGCGAUUUCUCUGGUAAUGUCUAAUAAUUCUUUGACUGGUACACUGCCAUUUGAAGUGGGUAACUUAAAAAUGAUUGGGGAGUUAGAUCUCUCAGAAAAUAGAUUAUCAGGUGAAAUUCCUUCUUCCCUUGGCAAUUGUAUUAGUUUGGUACGUUUGCAUUUGGAGGGUAAUUCAUUUGAAGGAGUGAUUCCUCCAUCUUUGAAGACACUUAGAGGUUUAGAAGAAAUUGAUCCUUCAAGCAAUAACUUGUCAGGGCAGAUUCCUGAAUUUCUAAGCAAGUUUUUGUCUCUUAAGCAUCUCAACCUUUCUCAUAAUGAUUUUGAGGGAAACGUGCCAAGUGAAGGAAUUUUUUCAAAUGCAAGCGCAAUUUCAAUCUUUGGAAAUGAAAAGCUAUGUGGUGGUGUCCCAGAAUUGCUAUUACCAAAAUGCUUCAAAAAGAGAACAUGUUCAUCUUUGAAAUGCCUUGCACUCAAAGUAGUGAUUCCUGUCAUAUUUGUACUUGCUCUAUUGUGUUUUACCCUCACAUGUUGCAUGGUUAAAAAAUGGAGAAAGAGACCUAUGGUCGCAUCUUCUUUACAAGAUCGGCGAUUGACUUGCAUAUCUUAUGCAGAACUCCAAGCAUCAACAAAUGGUUUCUCUGGGAAUAAUUUGAUCGGUUCAGGUAGUUUUGGUUCUGUAUACAAAGGAGUUCUUUCUAGCAAUGGAGCAAUUGUUGCAAUUAAAGUGUUAAAUGUUCAACAACGAGGAGCUUCCAAGAGUUUUAUUGAUGAAUGCAAUGCUUUGAGAAGUUUGAGCCAUCGUAAUCUCCUUAAGAUUAUCACUGCUUGCUCAAGCAUUGAUCAUCAAGGGAACGAAUUUAAGAGUCUAGUUUUUUAA
Molecule: messenger RNA, 3141 nt
Organism: Corylus avellana
Lineage: Eukaryota; Viridiplantae; Streptophyta; Magnoliopsida; Fagales; Betulaceae
Source: RefSeq, a predicted model, not a curated record